GACACUAAGCUAGUGCGCGCAUAGUAAGUCUUGUAGUCAUUAGUCAAGUUGAAUCGGCCCACAACGGGUAGGGAUUUGUUUUGCAAGUUGAAUUAGUACUACUCUUUCCUGCCUCCUGUAAGCUCCUGGCUAGCAUUGUCAUCUAUGUCGAUAUCUCGAUCGCCAAGCUUUAGAAAGCUUCAAGAUUGAGUCCGAGUUAAUUAUGGCCGACCCCGAGAUAAUAACUUCAGCCAUAGACAAAGAGAAAGAUGCAAGCAAUAUCGAAUCAAAUGCAGGGACCGGAACAAGAAACACCCGUACUACUACAGAUGCAGCACAAGGAUCAAGCAGCGCGAAAUGGCUAACGAUGAAGGAACUUGUUGAUCCUAAGGGGCCAUUCAUUCGAAAGUGGAAUGUCAUUUUUAUAGCAUCAUGUGUGUUUGCUGUUCUGCUGGAUCCUUUGUUCCUUUACAUCCCUAUAAUUAACGAGGACAUGAAGUGUCUGAGGUUGGACAACAACUUGAAGAUAGCAGCUCUUUUACUGAGAUCGUUGACAGAUAUAUGUUAUUUGUUGAACAUCUUUUUACAAGUAUAUAGCUAUAAGAACUGUUCAGCUGUACGUUCGGAAAGUUUCUCCAGUAAUAUUAAUACAGCAAAAGAAGUGCUGAUUGAUAUUCUGGCUGUUCUUCCCAUUCCACAGAUAAUCGGAGCAUUUUGGUACUUCUUUGCUGUUGAACGAGUCACAACUUGCUGGCGGUAUGGUUGUCGAAUUGAAAAUGGAUGCGACCCUAAUAACUUGGACUGUCGUGAUCACCAUACGCUGAGAAAUAUCGCAUUUCUAGAUGAGGCUUGCUCUAGACAUUCCCCUAAUGGAAAGUUCUUUGAUUUUGGCAUAUAUGUCAGUAUCCUUCAGCUUGGUAUACUAGCUUCAACUAAUUAUUCAGAGAAGCUCUCAAAUUGUUUUUGGUGGGGUUUGCGAAAUUUGAGAAAACCAUAUAUCAUGAAAAGGGUCCAAGUAGAGCUAGAAGAAGAAAGAGAUGUUGAUACAGAGAAUAUCUUCUCUAUUCUUCCAUUGGCACAUCAGAAGGAGAUGAGAAGCUGUAUGCCGUUGAAUAGGCUAAAGAGGAUGCCAUUGCUUCAAAAUAUGGAUGAAAAAGUAUUGAGAGAAAUCUCUGUCCAUCUUAACCCCGAGAAGUACAAUAAGAAUGAUAUCAUUAUCCAAGAGGAUAAACCACUAGAAAAGAUGAUCUUCAUCGUGGACGGAUUUGUAAAAAUUGAAAUGAAAGAUUAUUCGGGUGAUCCCUUGGAACUAGGUGCAGGGCAAGUAUACGGUGAAAAACUUCUAACUUGGCCAGCAUGGACAUCCUUUCCAGGCAGAUCAAAUGAAUCCGUCAGAGCCUUCACUGAAACUGUUGAGGUCCUUGUUCUUACGGCAAGUGACAUGGAGACUGUAGGCUCUAAAUUCAGGCAACAUUUUCGCAAGAGGAACCCCCCUCUAAAGGAGGCUAAGUGGGAGCUUUUGACCAGUGACCUGGUACCAAUAUUCCAAAGAAUGGACAGUCAAGUGUUGAAAGAGAUCUCUAGACAUCUCUCCAAGUCCAACUAUAGCAGUGACAGUUAUAUUAUACAAGAGACUCAUCCACUUGAUAAAAUGUUCUUCUUAGUAGAGGGGAGUAGUUUGUCGAUUGAAAGUUCUCGACCUUGUACAAGGGAGUCACUUGGCGUAAGAGAUUUUUAUGGAGAGGAACUUGUACAUUGGGUUAUAAACUGGUCAUCAUCACAGACCUCCUUUCCUGCCAAUGUACCCUUGUCAACCUGUAGCGUAAAGGUCCCCGCCAACACCGUCAUUGUUGAGGUUCGUGAACUCAGAGUCCAUGACUUGAGAAACAUAUUCUCUAAUAAUUCCAUGACGCAGUUCAUGAAGCUGCCUGCCAAUCUCCCAAUGGAUGUUCAGGACAAGCUAUCCCCAUUUGAUCCGUUGAUCACUUGGCUGAAGCAGGUGCCGAAUCUUCAAAAUGUGGACGAAGAAGGGUUGAAAGAAAUUUGCGAGAAGUUUAAGCUGAUGAAAUACAAUGACAAGUCGCGGGAUAUUAUUACCAGUGGGGAGAACAAAUUUGAUAAGAUGUUUCUCAUUGUGAGUGGACUGUUACGCAUCAGAAAGAUCAAGUGCGAUGACCACUUCUGUUAUUCAGGACAGCACUAUGGAGAUCAUGAACUUUUUGAAUGGUUGUCACGAACCUCCUUGACGGGGGAGUAUACAUUACCCAAAUCGGACGUAACCGUUGAGGCUGUGGGGGAUGUUGAAGCUCUAGUUCUCAUGGCCGAUGACUUGGUGAAUGUGGCCUCUAAAUUCAACUUGCAGGUGGGCAAAAAGACGGGUCAGAGUCAGACGGAUCUGGAUAGAAAACCACCUCUCAAAAAACCAACUUUGGUAUCAAACAAGAAACUCAAACCUCCCAAGAGAAGAGCGGCAAUAAAACGUCAAAUUAUGGAAAAGUUAAUUCAUGAAGUGAGUAUGGCCUUUAAAGAGCAGGGCAUGAUAGCAGAGGUGGAGGUCCAAGAGUUAAACGAUGAACUGGAGUACUCCAAUAAUACCAUCUCCUCAAGAGUUCGUACACCAUUCCUUUAUCAGCAUCAUGUUGCUGAUAGAUUCACAGUUUGA
Molecule: messenger RNA, 2641 nt
Organism: Fragaria vesca subsp. vesca
Lineage: Eukaryota; Viridiplantae; Streptophyta; Magnoliopsida; Rosales; Rosaceae
Exons: 7
Coding region: 203-2641 (812 amino acids)
Biological process (GO): monoatomic ion transport; transmembrane transport
Cellular component (GO): membrane
Molecular function (GO): monoatomic ion channel activity
Source: RefSeq, a predicted model, not a curated record